GCCCGGCCGUCAGGGGCGGAGACAGCAGGCGGCGCCGCGCUCCGAAAGCGAGCGCUACGGGAGCCGCGGCCCGGCGGGAGGAAACACCUGCACGAGUCUGCCACCGCCCGGGCUGGCAGCGGCACUACAGGUCCCAGCAUGUCUAAAGAGCUGCAGGAGCUGCAGAAGCAAUGGCACUUCAUCGUGCAGUCCAUCCACAGCAACUCAAACGUCGUUGCGUUCAUGAACUCCCGCCUGGGCCUGUAUUUGGAUGACCAUCCCUUUGUUGCCUUAUCGCUCCUGAUGUUCAUUGCAGUGUCUACUAUUCCUGUGGCAUUUUUCCUCAUCUUUGUCAUUACGACAGUCAUAAUGGCUUGUGUUGGUGUGAUAAUCAUGGAAGGUGUUGUGAUAUCCAUCGGGGGCGUAGCCCUGCUCUGUGUGCUCUGUGGCCUGGGUGCGCUUUCACUGGGAGUUUCUGGAGUGCUGAGUGUUUGUUACAUCAUUCUUUCAGCUCUGGUCAACUGCUGGUGUGCCUCAAGGAGCCAGGCGAGGAAGCAAGAAGUUAAUGGAAGCUCACCACAGAAGAGUCUGUCUGUCAUGGACUUCUCUGACAACAAACGAAAGAACAAAUAGUGGGAUUCUGCCCAUCUUCAAACACUCCGCUGUGCAGGUCUGUCCUUUGCAAUGUAAUCGUUUACUUGUUAAGCAUCCAACCUCAGUGCACUUCAUAUGGGAGCUGAAAGAGCCGGCGUGCGUCGUGCGUUGUCACUGUAACAGCAAUGGUGGGAGCACGCGCUGAGCAGCACAGCGUGACACUGCGUGAGCGAGGGAAUGUUCUGCAGAGCUGGGGAGAGGGAUGCAACUGUCACAGCAGAGUUGGGGGCAGUUGGGUAAGAGAAGGGCUGGGCAGUGUUUGCCUGUGCUCCUGGAGCUCUGGCUGCACUGUUGUUUGCAACGCGUGCGCAGUGGUUUGGCCAUUUCAUACGUAAGUGUUAAAGCCCAGAACAUCAGAAAUGCUUUUGAAAGGUGAAAAAUUUCUAAGUGCUAACAGCCCGUGUUAAAAUACUGUGAGUGUACCACACUAAUGCUGUGUGUUGUGAGAGGAAAGCAGGUUUCAUCACGCCUUAAUUGUGGUGUAAGCUUUUGCACACCUAUACAGCUGCAGGGAUGUUUUCCUGCACUCGCUGCCACCUCACUGCAGCUGUUUGCAGCCUGCCCUUCUGUUCUGCCCUGCUCUGGGUGCUUAAGUGGCCUGUUCUGCUUCUUGGUUGUAACCUCUCACUUUGUUGAAACUUUUUCCAUUUUUGACAAUGCUGUCAUAGUUCUAAGCAUUAUCUAACUGUCUGAGUUUAAUAAAGUGCUGUUUGUUUAA
Messenger RNA from Tympanuchus pallidicinctus (lesser prairie-chicken), 1351 nucleotides. It is a transcript of the gene LDAF1, whose product is annotated as lipid droplet assembly factor 1. The record is from RefSeq and is a predicted model, not a curated record. The transcript has 5 exons. The coding region runs from base 139 to 612 and encodes 157 amino acids. Lineage: Eukaryota; Metazoa; Chordata; Aves; Galliformes; Phasianidae.